CAGCCGGGGCGCCCUGGAGCCCUCGCCGGCGAUGGAAGCCGUGGCCGCGUUCGGCAUGGACAAGCAGUUCGCCCCUAACCCGGUGCGGAUCUUGGACCCUCCGCCAGACAACCCGCAGGCUCGGAAAAACUUCAGCGUCAGUCACCUCUUGGAUCUGGAGGAGGUCGCCGCCGGCAUGAACGGCGGAGCGAAGGAGUCGCCCGGGCCGGAGGCGAGGGAGGGCGGCAAGGGGCCGCAGGAUCACUCCGGCGCCAGCAGCGGCAGCGAAGGGGGCGGCGCGCUUCGGGAAGGGGAGAGCUUGAGCCCGGCCCGCAGCUCCGCCAAGCGGAAGAAGAAACAGCGCAGGAACCGCACCACCUUCAACAGCAGCCAGCUCCAGGCGCUGGAGAGGGUCUUCGAGAGGACACACUACCCGGAUGCCUUUGUGCGGGAGGAGUUGGCACGGCGGGUGGGCCUCAGCGAGGCCAGAGUGCAGGUGUGGUUUCAGAACCGAAGAGCCAAAUUCCGCCGAAACGAGAGAGCCAUGCUAGCCAACAGGUCGGCAUCACUCCUCAAAUCCUACAGCCAAGAUGCAGCCAUUGAGCAGCCCAUGGCGCCCCGUCCAACCACCCUGAGCCCUGAUUAUCUCUCCUGGUCGACCACGUCCCCAUACGGCAACACGGUGCCUUCCUACAGUUCUGGCAGCCCUGCCACACCCACCCAAGGGGUCAACAUGGCCAACAGCAUCGCCAGCUUACGCCUCAAAGCCAAAGAGUUCAGCCUUCACCAGAACCAAGUGCCCACUGUGAACUGACAGCGGGUCACGCAGAAGAGGCAAGCCUACUGACCGUGGUGGGUGGCGCAGAAGAGGCAAGCCUGCCUCGUUUUCCCGCCCCCCCAAGCCAGGAUCUCCAGCCCUGCCUGCUUCAAGUCCAAACCUCUGGGCCGCCAAGGCCUCAGUGAUCCUCACGCCAGCGACCUGAACUCCGUCGUGCACUCUCUGCCUUUCGCGCGCUGCCUUUUGUCUCCUCCACGCCCUCUCUUGAAGGCAGAUAUUCAGUGGAGCCCCUUUGAUGAGGAGGCAUAUUUUCCCCUUCUUUGAACUGAAAAAAGAAAACACCUUCCUUUUUCUUUUUCUAAACAAAAUUAUGUAGAGGGCCUGUUAAUUCUCCAAAAAGCAAGAAGUCAGAUGAAUUGGCUUCAAGAAAUGAAGGAAUGAGACCCACUUGCAGACUUGGCUUUAAAAGUCCAAGUGAUGGGGUGGGGGGCAAGGAAUACUAUCAAACACUCAAGGAGCAAGGUGAGAAAUGUAACCAGAUUGCCCCAUGAUUUAUAUCACUCUUGCUUGCUUGCCCACAGCUAACUUUGGUUAUCCAAAGAUUGCACGACUUAGGGCAAAUACAAUCCAAAAAAGGUGUUUGAUUUGACAUUGAUAGGCUGCUAGAAAAAGAGAGAGAAAAGAACCCUUCCCUCCUGAGUGGCUAGUGGCUAGCUGAAUGGCUAGUGAAAGUUUCUGAACCCCAUUGACUGGCCCAGCUCCGCAAGGUUUCAUUGUACAUUUAGGAGCGACCAACAACCAGGGAUGGGUGGGAGAAAUUCAAAUUAGUUUGCAUCUAAAGGCAAACUUGCUUCACCCUCUGCAGAACAAUUUGCGAACCGAAACGCAGCCAUCCUUUGCAGAUUCUCUCUUCUCCAAGUUUUGCAGGGCAGUUCUCCAGCCAGACAAAGUGUACACAAAUACAUAUAUUAAAGUAAAGGGUGCAUAAAAAUGCAUAUAUUACACCCCCCCCCAAAAGCACAACAUUUGUUUUCUUAGGGAAAAUUUAUUUGCAAAAUAUGUGCAUGUGAGGCCAAAACUGAAUACAAAACCCAAUGAAAAUGUUGAUGAAGUUUCAUUAGGAUUUUUUAAAAAAAAAAUCCCUAUAGCUAUACUUCUUUUACACACACACACACACACACACACACACAACCCCACUCCCCCCGGCUUGCCCCAUUGGCAGAAAGGCUGUGUGUUCUUCAAGGCCAUCUCUCAAAAACUCUGGAGUGCACAGACUCUUCUCCGGAAGAACAGGGCAUGGGACACUGGGAUGCUAAGUCCCAGGGAAGGAUGGGACUCAGAGGCGGGUGGAGCUGUAUGGAUUGUACACCUCAGAGCGCAGGACAAUUGUUGAUCUGCAUUCCAUUCCCGGAGGCAACAGCACCUCCAAAACUCAUCUGCACAACGAACCUGCUUGUAUUCCCUCUCACCAGCAGCCAUUCUGCCCCAGUCUGGGAAGAGAGAAGCUGACAAAGAGAGAAGUAGGCCAGCAUUUUGGAAGCUGGGCUGAAUUUGGAGGCAUCUCCUUACAAAAACUGCUCCCUGCUCCCAUUUGGGAUUUGGUAUGCACGUUUGUGUGUGUGUUUGGGGGGGGAAGGAGACAUACUGGAGCUUUUCAGUGUGUCACUGAGCUGGUGGCCACCGUUUUUUUUAGAAAUGGUGGGUGGGUGCCAUUUUAUAUUUCCCAGCAUGCCCCAUUCUGGGGGGUAUUGAAAGAAGGGGAGGGGAGGAACGGCAGCCACAAGUGAUGGGUGCCAUUUUGUAGGCUCCAAGUCCCGUUUCCUCAAGACGUCCCUCAGAAGAAGCCAUGCUGGGAAAUUGAAAAAUGGCUGCCACUUACCUGAUGGAACAUUGAAGAGAACGGGCACGUUUGAGUUCCCACCUCAAAUACUAAAGUGUCCCCACGUGCUACAUUCAAUAGGAUCACUGCUAUUUUGUCACAACGGUGUUGACCUACGCAGGCUUCAGAGACUCAAGCAUGUCCUCUUUCCAUUCCACCUCCAUCCCAAGCCACAGACCCUCCUGGUCAACAGCAGGCCACACACUUGCAAGGGCUUAUGGGAAUCACCUCUGUGACCCACAGUUUGGAAGGGAAGUUGACUCAAUUUUGGAAGGGAAGGCUACGUUCAAAACGUUUGCGCAUCACUCGAUAGGAAGAACCAGGAGUGCGAUGGGGUAGGGGGAAGAAGGACGCUGUUAGGACCUUUCUACAUCUCUCCCCUCGCACCUGCUCACACACUUUGCACACCCAGCGAGCAUUCUUACAGCCAUUCACCCCACCUUCUGUCCACUGUUCCAGAGCCACGAGUGCCUUUGUUUAUUAAAGGGAGACUAUUUCUCCCGUGUCAGUACCAUGGCCGUAGUUUACAACACGCAAGUGAAUGUUUUCUGGCUAACGUUUUUGGGUGCCGAAAAAGAAAAUCAUAGGUGCUUGGAGUGGGGUAUGUGAAAUGUUCCCUGGUAUGAUCCCCCUAAAUCUGACUUCUAGGGACCAGUUCACUUGCCGUUUGCAGCCCCGAUCCUCUGCACUGUUGAGGCCAUUAUUCUUGCUGCUUGUGAAACCACCUUCCUCCUCCUCCUCCUCUAGCAGCAAUGGACAUUGUCUUGCACCCACUCGGAUAUGGCAAUGUGUUGUUGCUGAUGCUAGGAAGGGCCAUUAAGAAAAAGGAAAGCACUGCUGCCCAUGCAAUACAACCUCCUACCCCUGAAAUGCCACACUGAGGGAGAGGUUGAUCACCUGAAUGCAGAGCUUGGAAAAGUUACUUUUUUGAACUACAACUCCCAUCAGCCCCGGAGAGCAUGGCCACCGGACUGGGCUGAUGGGAGUUGUAGUUCAAAAAAGUAACUUUUCCAAGCUGUGCCUGAAUGUACAUGAGAAGCCCAUCCUCUCUUUGCGGUGCUCCCUCCCACAAUUCCCCAAAAGGGUCCCUUGAAAUGUUACUGUAAAGGGCACCAAAAUGUCACUGGGGGAAAAUUUUUUCUUUUAACAUGCACAUAACUGGGAACUGAACCCGGCACUUUCUGCAGACGAAGUCGACCACUGAGCUAUGGCCUUUUUCUCAAAAAAGUCCUCGUGGUUCUAAAGAAAGGAAAUGAUUUAAGAACGAAGCUGCCUUCUGCUGAGUUAGACCAUUGGUCUAUCUAACUCGCUGUACACUGACUGGCAGCAGCUCUCUAGGAUUUCAGGCAGGGAGUCUUUUCCCCAGCCCUGCCUGGAGAUGCCAUUGGGGAUUGAACCUGGGGCCUUCUGCGUGCAAAGCAAGUGCUCUAACCACUGAGCUACAGACCUUCCACAAGGAUAUCAUUAGGAACAUAAAAAGCUGCUUUAUACUGAAACAGACUGUUGGUUCAUCAAGCUCAGUAUUGUCUGCACUGACUGGCAGUGUCUCUCCAGGAUUUCAGGCAGCGGGACAUUCCGGGAGAGGAAUGUGGGCAUUGAACUUGGGUCCUUCUGCAUGCUUUUGCCCUCCCUCAUUGUGGUCUGCCAUGUGCCUCUUAAGUUGGUGUGAAGGGCACUAUCCCAUCAUCAGUACUAAAUUAAGAGACAACUGCCGGUGCAGUCAGCUUCUAGAUACAGAAAGGACAGGCUCCAUUUUCUCCACCUCAGUCACCAAGAUGUCAUGGGCCAGACUUGCUGAGAGGCGUGAAUCAGGUCAGUCGGUCUUGGAAUAUACAAAAGAUUAAAUUUCUGAAGUAUUUCAAGCUCAAAAGGGCAAUUCUCAGAGAGACAGGGCAGGCCUGCAGAUCCUGGGGGCUGUUUAAUCCAAAGCAAUGUUGAAACAAAAAAAUGGAGGCAGGCUCCUCCUCAGGCGAAAUGUUGGGAGAGAUUCUGAGGGAAAUAAAGCUGGUGAAAAGUCCCGGCUGUGUUUCGUGGGACCCCGUCAAAACCAAAAGAGCAAUCCUGGAAUAAAGGAGCAAGGCAGGGUACAACAAGACAGAAACCGAGGCACAGCAGAGGGAGGAGACAGGGCAGUAGAGAACAGCCAUCUUGCUCAGACUGAAAAGGCAGGGCAUCAGAAUUGGAGGUGGUUGGUUCCUGCUGUGUUCAGGUCUGAUGUUGCGAGGCUGGCCAGAAGUUUCAGGACCACAGACAGCUCCAAGUGAAUAAGUUGCUCCCAGAAAGGUGGAGAGUGGCUGGAGCCUCUGUCUCCAGACUUCCUCUCCCAGGCUCUGCCCUCUUGUGGCUGACUUUAGAUUCAACCCUCUGGCACGAAUCUUCCACCAGUGAAAGGGGGGUGCUCACUGCCCAUAAUAUCUGCAGGAGCCUUUGCAAGUCAGGAGUAGGGAUGGCUGAAGAAUUGGCUCUUUGCAAAUUCUGAUAGGAACCGAACUGAUUUGCACCCUUGGGGACAAAUAUGCAGACUGGAAUUUAGUUUCCCCCUGAUUCCACCAUUUCUGAAGGUUCCCCCAUGUUUCCCGACUUAAGAAACAGGUUAAAAAGAUGUUUACAAAUGCAUAUUUUGAGAGGAAAAAAAUACCUUUAAAUGAAAUGCUAAUUUUCAUUUGGAUAAUUGAGGGAAAACACACAACUCGGAUUAAUGUAAAAUGGCAUGGAAUGGACUUAUGAAGCAGCACUGACCAGAAAAUGAUUUCUUGGCCUAUCCUUAGUCAGGGACAUAAAUGCCAAAGUGCCAAAAAGGAGAAAUCCUGUUCCGCCAGCUCGAAAAUUGAGAGGAUAUGAUUCCAAGAGAUUUCAAACGCUGCUGGUUUCAAGGAACUCUCUCCAUUUCAAAAUGCUGCCGGAGAUGGAGGGGGCUGUAACAGCGGCCACCUGUGUCUGCCCCCAUUGAUUUUUUUUAAAAAAAGAAAUGUCUAUGCUUAGAAAAUAAAUAUC
Messenger RNA from Rhineura floridana, 5630 nucleotides. RefSeq names its product paired related homeobox 2 (gene PRRX2). NCBI's taxonomy places the organism in Eukaryota, Metazoa, Chordata, Lepidosauria, Squamata, Rhineuridae. The record is from RefSeq and is a predicted model, not a curated record. The transcript has 4 exons. Bases 32 to 793 code for a protein of 253 amino acids. Gene Ontology annotation, molecular function: DNA binding; DNA-binding transcription factor activity, RNA polymerase II-specific. Gene Ontology annotation, biological process: regulation of DNA-templated transcription.